Messenger RNA from Haliotis rufescens (red abalone), 1414 nucleotides. RefSeq names its product extensin-2-like. The record is from RefSeq and is a predicted model, not a curated record. Lineage: Eukaryota; Metazoa; Mollusca; Gastropoda; Lepetellida; Haliotidae. The coding region runs from base 23 to 1303 and encodes 426 amino acids. The transcript has 9 exons.
CUGGUCUGAAGCAUAAUCCAGAAUGAAGCGCUUUUUGCUGGUGGCGAGUCUUCUCGCCUUGGGCCUUGUGAGAGCUGACGAUGAAAGAGCAGAGACUGUCGAGAAGGACGACGCUCGUCUGAAGCGUGCAGCAUGGUAUACGACAACGGCCUUCCCGUCGUGGAACACGGAUCAGUCUGUCAAGUCCACAACACCCUACCCGUACAAAUCUUCUACAACCAAACGGAGUCAAGCACGGUAUACGACAACGGCCUUCCCGUCGUGGAACACGGAUAAGUCUGUCAAGUCCACAACACCCUACCCGUACAAAUCAUCUACAACCAAGAAACCUUGGUGGAAACGCGGCAAGCGGCAAGCAUGGUAUACGACAACGGCCUUCCCGUCGUGGAACACGGAUACGUCUGUCAAGUCCACAACACCCUACCCGUACAAAUCCUCUACAACCAAGAAACCUUGGUGGAAACGCGGCAAGCGGCAAGCAUGGUAUACGACAACGGCCUUCCCGUCGUGGAACACGGAUAAGUCUGUCAAGUCCACAACACCCUACCCGUACAAAUCAUCUACAACCAAGAAACCUUGGUGGAAACGCGGCAAGCGACAAGCAUCAGAUUACACCGACAACCCCUACCAAUAUAUGACCACCCAGUACCCGGAUUAUCUAACUACAAGCGGAUACACGUACACCGACAAUACUUACAACCCCUACCAAUAUAUGACCACCCCGUACCCGUAUUACCAAACCACAACCGGCUACCCGUACACCGACAAUACUUACAAUCCCUACCAAUAUAUGACCACCCCGUACCCGUAUUACCAAACCACAACCGGCUACCCGUACACCGACAAUACUUACAACCCCUACCAAUAUAUGACCACCCCGUACCCGUAUUACCAAACCACAUCCGGCUACCCGUACACCGACAAUACUUACAAUCCCUACCAAUAUAUGACCACCCCGUACCCGUAUUACCAAACCACAUCCGGCUACCCGUACACCGACAAUACUUACAACCCCUACCAAUAUAUGACCACCCCGUACCCGUAUUACCAAACCACAUCCGGCUACCAGUACACCGACAAUACUUACAAUCCCUACCAAUAUAUGACCACCCCGUACCCGUAUUACCAAACCACAUCCGGCUACCCCGCUUAUCCCAACGAUGGAUACAGUGGUAAAGCGGGAACAAAGGCCCAGCUGGUGAACGAGGUGCAGAAGCUGCUGCAGGAGGCUCAGGGUGCCUUGAGUGACGCUCAAUCAGCAGCGGACUAUGCGAAGCAGGUGAAGGGGGAAUUCACGGCUUGAAGACACAAGGCGACAGCAGACGCCCGACGCAAGAUAUGGACUUGACGAUCACACCCAAUUCGCAGAUACACACUUGUUCUAAAUGGCUGAUAAUAAAACGUUCAUCUCUAA